AUGGAAGCGGUGGCGCACCUCGCCCCCCGCGCCGCCUCCGGCGGCGAGAGCACAGCCACCGGGGCGCCCCUGCAGCGAGCGGCCGCUAACGGUUCCCCGCGCCCGACGCGCCCGCCCCUCGCCGCCGCCUGGCACCGCUCCGAGGCGCCCUCGGCCCUCCCACGCCCAUCGCCCGCAUGGCGCUCUGAUAACUACAAACUUAAUAGUGUCCGCUGUACCCAUGGUGUAAACAGGACGGGCUACCUCAUCUGCAGAGGCAAAUUUCUGGAGAUGUGCGAUGAUUUCUUAGCUAGAGUGGAACCACCACUUCGUAGUGUUUUAGAACAAGCCAAGUGAAAGAAAGAAGGUAUUUGUGCAGUGGAGAUAGUUGGUGCAACACGAAUCCCUGCAGUGAAAGAGAAGAUCAGGAAAUUUUUUGGUAAAGAACUUAGUACAACGUUAAGUGCUGAUGAAGCUGUCACUCGAGGCUGUGCAUUACAGUGUGCAAUCUUAUCACCUGCUUUCAAAGUCAGAGAAUUUUCAAUCACUGAUGUGUUACCGUAUCCAAAUCUGAGAUGGAAUUCUCCAGCUGAAGAAGGCUCAAGUGACUGUGAAGUUUUUAAAAAAAAUCGUGCUGCUCCUUUCUCUAAAGUACUCACAUUUUAUAGAAAGGAACCUUUCACUCUUGAGGCAUAUUAUAGCUCUCCUCAGGCUGUGUCCUAUCCAGACCCUGCUAUAGCUCAGUUUUUAGUUCAGAAAGUCACUCCUCAGUCUGAUGGCUCCAGUUCAAAAGUGAAAGUCAAGGUCCGAGUAAAUGUCCAUGGUAUCUUCAGUGUGUCCAGUGCCUCUCUAGUGGAAGUGCACAAGUUUGAGGAAAAUGAGGAGCCGAUGGAAACAGAUCAGAAUGCAAAGGAGGAAGAGAAGAUGCAAGUGGACCAAGAGGAGCCACAUGCUGAAGAGCAGCAGCAGACACAAGAAAAUAAGGCAGAGUCCGAGGAGAUGGAGACCACUCAAGCUGGAUCAAAAGACAAAAAGAUGGACCAACCACCUCAAGCCAAGAAGGCAAAAGUGAAGACCAAUACCAUUGACCUGCCAAUUGAGAAUCAGCUCUUAUGGCAGAUAGACCGAGAGAUGCUCAACCUGUACAUUGAGAAUGAGGGUAAGAUGAUCAUGCAGGAUAAACUGGAGAAGGAGAGGAAUGAUGCUAAGAACGCAGUAGAGGAAUAUGUGUACGAAAUGAGAGACAAGCUUAGUGGAGAAUAUAAUAAGUUUGUGAGCGAAGAUGAUUGUAACAGUUUUACCUUGAAACUAGAAGAUACUGAAAAUUGGUUAUAUGAGGAUGGAGAAGACCAGCCAAAGCAAGUUUAUGUUGAUAAAUUGACUGAAUUAAAAAGUCUAGGUCAGCCUAUUAAGAUGCGAUUCCAGAAAUCUGAAGAAAGACCAAAAUUAUUUGAAGAAGUAGGGAAACUCCAACAGUAUAUGAAAGUAAUCAGCUCUUUUAAAAACAAGGAGGACCAGUAUGACCAUUUGGAUGCUGCUGACAUGACGAAAGUGGAAAAAAGCAUGAAUGAGGCCAUGGAGUGGAUGAAUAACAAGCUGAAUCUGCAGAACAAGCAGAGCCUGACCAUGGAUCCAAUUGUCAAGGCAAGAGAUAUAGAAGCUAAAAUUAAGGAGCUGACAAAUAUCUGUAGCCCUAUAAUUUCAAAGCCAAAACCCAAAGUGGAACCUCCAACAGAGGAGCAAAAAAAUGCAGAGCAGAAUGGACCCGUGGAUGGACAAGGAGACAGCCCAGGCCCUCAGGCUGCGGAGCAGGGUGCAGACACAGCUGUGCCUUCAGAUUUAGACAAGAAGCUUCCUGAAAUGGACAUUGAUUGA
This is a messenger RNA of Manis javanica (Malayan pangolin), 1854 nucleotides long. NCBI's taxonomy places the organism in Eukaryota, Metazoa, Chordata, Mammalia, Pholidota, Manidae. The record is from RefSeq and is a predicted model, not a curated record.